AGCAAAGUGCAGGACUUCCGGUCGGCGGUAAAGCGUGUUCUGCUGCGAAACGUUAUUGUGACGAAAGGAGACCAAACGUGUACUUUAUAACCCACAUUACUUAUUUAAUUUGGCUUACAAUGAGUUUACCUCUGAACCCGAAGCCUUUUCUGAACGGCCUGACAGGCAAACCAGUGAUGGUGAAGCUGAAGUGGGGUAUGGAGUACAAGGGUUACCUGGUGUCUGUGGACGGGUACAUGAACAUGCAGCUGGCAAACACAGAAGAGUAUGUGGAUGGAGCGUUGGCGGGACAUCUCGGUGAGGUGCUCAUCAGGUGCAAUAAUGUUUUGUACAUCAGAGGUGUAGAAGAGGAGGAAGAGGACGGAGAGAUGAGAGAGUGAUGCCGAGUUGAUGUGUGUUUGUGUUUUCACCAUGUGAAACAAAUGAACGUUUGGGGUUAUUUCUGAAACAGCUUUUUUUGUCUUUUUUUUUUUUUUUUAUUAAACUAUAUGUGAUACCAAUUUUAUGUUGUGAGACAGACACAAUAAAGUGA
Molecule: messenger RNA, 532 nt
Organism: Archocentrus centrarchus (flier cichlid)
Lineage: Eukaryota; Metazoa; Chordata; Actinopteri; Cichliformes; Cichlidae
Gene: snrpf
Product: small nuclear ribonucleoprotein polypeptide F
Exons: 4
Coding region: 120-380 (86 amino acids)
Biological process (GO): mRNA splicing, via spliceosome; spliceosomal snRNP assembly
Cellular component (GO): pICln-Sm protein complex; catalytic step 2 spliceosome; U1 snRNP
Molecular function (GO): RNA binding
Source: RefSeq, a predicted model, not a curated record